This is a messenger RNA of Psammomys obesus (fat sand rat), 1338 nucleotides long. RefSeq names its product C-C motif chemokine receptor 8 (gene Ccr8). The coding region runs from base 277 to 1338 and encodes 353 amino acids. Gene Ontology annotation, cellular component: membrane. Gene Ontology annotation, molecular function: C-C chemokine receptor activity. The record is from RefSeq and is a predicted model, not a curated record. Gene Ontology annotation, biological process: G protein-coupled receptor signaling pathway; chemotaxis; positive regulation of cytosolic calcium ion concentration. The transcript has a single exon. NCBI's taxonomy places the organism in Eukaryota, Metazoa, Chordata, Mammalia, Rodentia, Muridae.
UGUAAUACCUGCACUGGGAGGCUGAAGUCAAGGAGGAUCAUGAGUUCAAGGCCAGCCUGGGCUAUGUAGCAAGUCCCAGAACAGCCCAGACCACCUAGUGAGACCCUGUAUGAAGGCAGCAAGGUCCAGGGAGAAAAGCUCGGUGAUAAAGCUGCCUCACAGCAGCAGCACCCUGGUGUUGGCUCCGGGCGCGGCAGGCAUGUUUCAGGGCGUCAGUAUGUGAAUGCAUUCCUCAGCGUCUCCCCUGUGCCUCUCUGACCAGGUCCUCCCGCCUAGAUGGAUUACACCCUGGAGCCCAACGUCACAAUAACCGACUACUACCCCGACCUCUUCACCACCCCCUGCGACCCAGAGCUCAUUCUGGGACGCGGCACGCUGACCCUGGCCGUCCUGUACUGCGUCCUGUUCGUGCUGGGCCUCCUGGGAAACAGCCUGGUCGUGCUGGUCCUGGUGGCCUGCAAGAAACUGCGGAGCAUCACAGACGUCUACCUCCUGAACCUGGCCGUCUCCGACCUGCUCUUCGUGUUCUCCUUCCCGUUCCAGACCCACCACCUGCUGGACCAGUGGGUGUUCGGGACCGCGGCGUGCAAGGUGGUGUCCGGCUUGUACUACGUGGGCUUUUUCAGCAGCAUGUUCUUCGUCACCCUCAUGAGCGUGGACAGGUACCUGGCCAUCGUGCACGCGGUCCAUGCCAUGAGGGUGAGGACGGCCAGGGUGGGCGCGGCCCUGAGCCUGGCGGCGUGGCUGGUCGCCGUGGCGGCCGCCGCCCCGCUGCUGGUGUUCUACCGAGUGUCCCCCGAGGACGGCCUCCUGCAGUGCUUCCUGUUCUUCAGGGAGGAGUCCCUGCGCUGGAAGCUCUUCGCCCACUUGGAGGUGAACGUGCUGGGCCUCCUGCUGCCCUUCGCCGUCCUUCUGUUCUGCUACGCCAGGAUCCUGCGCCAGCUGCGGGGCUGCGUGACGCGCAACCGGACCAGGGCCAUCAAGCUGGUGCUGGCCGUGGUGGCCGCGGCCCUGCUCUUCUGGGUCCCCUUCAACGUGGCGCUCUUCCUCCAGUCCCUGCACGACAUGCGCGUCCUGGGAGGCUGCGCCGUGAGGCAGAGGCUGGCCCUGGCCACCCACGUCACGGAAGUCAUCUCUCUCGCACACUGCUGCGUGAACCCUGUCAUCUACGCGUUCGUAGGGGAGAGGUUCAAGAAGCACCUCGCGGACGUGUUUCAGAAGAGCUGCAGCCACGCCCUCCUCCAGCUGGGGCUGCGGGUGCCCGCGGGGCCGUGGGAGGGGCCCCCGUCCUCGCAGCAGCGCUCUUCCCCCUCCUCCACCCAGAACUGCAUCUUGUAG